GCGCGCUCUGUGCCCGGGGGUGUCCCAGGGGGAGCUCAGAAGAUGUGUGCUGGGAAAAGCGGGAGCCUUUCUGCUCCGGCUUCCUGCUGCUCCCCAUAGAUGAAUCCUGGUUUCCAGCAGAGACCCCCGGCCGGAGCCCAGAGGAAGGAACAGGCAUCGUUUCCUCCAGUGCUUUAGCGUGAGAUACAGCAGGGAUUUCCCAGAAGAAAGCCCUGACGGGCUGUAUGCGCUUCCGUGCAGUCCUAGAGGGGUGUUGCACGUGGCCUGGAGAGAGCAUUUGGAAAGCUGCCGAGUCACCCUGGCCACUCUGCAGCCUUGGCAGUCCCGGCCUGAGUCUCCCACCCCAUUGCUUGACCCCUCCCCAGUCACUAAGGGAAAAGGAGAUCUCAACAUGCAGUUGGAACAUCUCUCAUCUGUUCUCGAUUCUAGAUGAUGCCACUGAUGCUCCUUAUCAAGAUGAUUGGGUGGAUACUGUUUUUGUGCCUCAGGGGAAACCCAGAGGCCCUCCUGGUGGAUUACCAGAAUGGAGUCCUGUCGCUAAGCUUGGGCUGGAUGCCAGAGGUCCUGAGAGACGGAAAGAGGCACUGAAAAGCGGAAAAUAUCCGCAGAGGCUCUCCCAUGUCCUGAAGAAAAUCAUGAAGGAGAAGGCAGCACAUGAGACAGACGGAGAGCCUGUGCACAGGGAUGCAUUUCAGCGAGGCAGCCGUCUCACGCUGCACGUCCCUUCGGGAGAAACAGAGGCCACGCACACGACCGGCGCUCCAGUGCUGUCAGAGCCCCAGAAAGCCCAACACAACUGGAUCUAUGGGUUUUUUCUGAAGAAUCCAGGUGUGGAUGCUGAAGGACGUGCAAACGCCGAACAAGUUAAAGAUGCACAGAAGUUGUACCUGGAACUUGCCGUAUCUGUUCCAGUUUCCCUAUUGCUAGGGAUGAUUCUGUGCUGUCUUCUUUUCUGGUGGUGCAGGAAGAGAAAGCAGCGCCUGGCUGCAGCUGAUGAAGCGCAGGACGAUGCCAGCAGCGACAGCUCGCAGUCAGACGAAGAGUCUGCUGACCUCGAGUGGCCCGACAGACGGACACCCCGCCAACCACCUGUGCGGGAACAACCUGUCCACCUGCCGCAGGGCACCACCAGAGCGGCCCCUGCCAGGCUGGACAAUACCUGGAUGACUCAAGUCCCCCAUGAGAACCAGUGCACGGAAUUGCAAGGCUCCUUCCAGCUGCGUGCAGAAGGCUUCAUCAACUUCAUCCUCCUGAUCUGGUGA
Meleagris gallopavo (turkey) is the source of this 1262-nucleotide messenger RNA. The record is from RefSeq and is a predicted model, not a curated record. Lineage: Eukaryota; Metazoa; Chordata; Aves; Galliformes; Phasianidae.